AUGGAUAUUGUCAACCACGCCGAUGACCCAAUUGAUCCUUUUCAAAAACUACGCAGGAAACAGGAGAAAAGGGAGGGGGAGGGCCGCCUCCAGCAGUCUGCCAUCGACCUCCUGGCGGGCUCCGACAUCCAAUUUCGCCGCGAAACCCGCCUUGACAUCGCCCUUGUCAAAAAUCUCCCCAUCGCCAUCAUUUUCCUCCCGGCAGCUGAUAUCCCCACCUUUGUUGGUGAGGGCCGUGUCGACCUAGGCAUCACCGGCCGCGAUCAAGUGGCUGAACAUGAUGCAAACCUCCUGCCCGACGAGGUGUCCGGUGUCGAAGAGAUGCUUGAUCUGGGAUUUGGUGGCUGCAAAUUACAAGUCCAGGUCCCACAGAAGGGGCUCAUAAUGGAUCCCAAGGAAUUAGUUGGGAAACAUGUUGUCACCAGCUUUACAGGGCUAACACAGGGAUAUUUUGCAAAGUUAGAGGGGAAACAGUCUUCAAGUACGAAAAUCAAAUAUGUUGGCGGCAGCGUGGAGGCUGCUUGCGCACUGGGCGUCGCGGAUGGUAUUGUAGACUUAGUUGAAUCCGGGGAAACAAUGAAAGCAGCAGGUCUAAAAGCUAUAGGAACCGUUGUCGAAAGUACAGCUGUCCUUGUCAAAUCCCGUAAAACCACUCACGGGCUUGUCGAGCUCAUUGAAUCCAGAAUACGCGGCGUCAUCGCUGCUAAGAAAUAUGUCCUCUGCCAAUACAACGUCCCCCGCCCCUUGCUAGCGGCUGCGUGCGAGAUCACACCCGGCAAACGGGCGCCAACGGUGACCCCUAUCGAAGAUGCCGGAUGGGUCGCGGUGAGUUCUAUGGUGGAGAAAAAAUCCAUCGCCACUGUCAUGGACCAGCUGACAAUUGUUGGCGCAACGGAUAUACUUGUUAUAAGUAUUUCUAAUUCAAGGACAAGAUAA
This is a messenger RNA of Paracoccidioides brasiliensis Pb18, 936 nucleotides long. Its product is annotated as ATP phosphoribosyltransferase. Bases 1 to 936 code for a protein of 311 amino acids. Gene Ontology annotation, cellular component: cytoplasm. The record is from RefSeq and is a predicted model, not a curated record. Gene Ontology annotation, biological process: L-histidine biosynthetic process. The transcript has 5 exons. Gene Ontology annotation, molecular function: magnesium ion binding; ATP phosphoribosyltransferase activity.